This is a messenger RNA of Oncorhynchus mykiss (rainbow trout), 4536 nucleotides long. RefSeq lists its product as uncharacterized. Lineage: Eukaryota; Metazoa; Chordata; Actinopteri; Salmoniformes; Salmonidae. The record is from RefSeq and is a predicted model, not a curated record. Gene Ontology annotation, biological process: regulation of transcription by RNA polymerase II. Gene Ontology annotation, cellular component: nucleus. Gene Ontology annotation, molecular function: RNA polymerase II transcription regulatory region sequence-specific DNA binding; DNA-binding transcription factor activity, RNA polymerase II-specific.
AAAGACUUGCAAGGGGUACUGGCGCCGGAAGACCCGCCCAUGUUCCCCUUGAGCAUGCGUAUGGAUCAAACCAGUUUUAUUGAUUUAUUUUGAAGUUUAGAACAGAAAAGCUGUUCGAUUUAUUAAUUACAUUUUUGUAGUUUUUUGGAAGUUCAGUUUUUGGGGGAAUUCUGUUUCCGACCCGCAUAGUAUGUGGCGGGAUGUACAUUAAAUUGUGUGAUCGCCAAUAUACCAGGCACAGAAGAAGAGGUACUCCUUAAUAUCUUUCUAAAGAAGAAGAAGAAGCAGCUGCUACCGGAAAUGAGUAUUUGCUUGCGAUCAGUUCAAUUUGAGCAUGGCAAUGAGAGCAUUUCCACGAGUUCGACUGAUUUAAGAUUCAUACAUGCUUAACGUUAAUAUGGACAGCAGGACAUACUCAUCUUGCUCCUCAUCCUGAUGCUGGAAACAGCACUUUGACUGAUCUUCAUGUGAGCACAGGCGCAGAAGAAAAGCUAGAGCAGGCAAGUUUUUGUAUCUCUGGCGAGUUGAUUUGCAUCUAAAAGCACCAGAAUCGCUUUGGCGGGCCGCCUGCCUGCUGAGUGCUAAUCGGGGAUUGUGAGAAAUGUUGAAGAGUAACCAGCUGGCAAGUCAUCAUUUACCAAACUGACUAUUGCCUUGUUUACCACGUGAGAAAAUGAGUCCAGAGAGGGCAACGUUGUUGGAUGACAUAGCACUGAGUUUAUGGACUUUAACCGAGGAUAAUUUACGUUAUCUAUGCGAGCGGUGUGGAAUAUGUGGCCGAGAUGGGUCUGAAGUCAAAGGAAAGAGUAGACGCUCACUGCGUCGUAAAAUACUGGAGGAAUAUUGUGAGAGUGCUGAUUUAACAGAAUCCGAGGAACAAGGAAUGUCUCGGUUACUACAACUGAAAGAAGACAUCACCGGAAUAGAGGAAGAGGCUAGCGUUGUCCCCACGGGUCCCAGCCAAUCAGCGACAGCGGGCAGCUCACAAGCAUGUUGCCAUGGAGAACAGAAUGAAGUGGGAGGGGGUUGGUUUCCCAGCAGGAAGCUGGAGGCAGAGCCAGUUCCACACUGGCUCAUUAUACCACAGGUGAGAGUGAGGGGGUCUGAGACCAAAUGUACAGAGUCACUGGGUCCUGGUUGUGACGGUGGGCAGCAGGCUCCAGAGAUGGCGUCUUGGCAGUCUCUAAAGAGGUUAACGGUGCUGCUGGAGGACUGCAGGUUUAUGCCGGGCCAGAGAGUCAACAUCAAAGUAGAAGAGGAGGAGGAGAUGAUUUCUGUCUUUGCUGAUGAUGGAAAGAGCUCAAGACCCCAAAAAGAGUCCUCAAAACCCCCCAAAAAGAGAUCUCACAGUUCUCAACGUGAGAAGAGCUCCACAAAACAAUCGAGUCUUAAACGGCACCUGCACUCUGGAGAGACGCCUCCCCGCUGUUCGGGUAGCGAAGAAAGUGUCUCUACUGUGACCUUGUCAAAGAGACCCAAGACAGUCCAUCCUAAAGAGAAGUGUCAGAACUGCUCUGACUGCGGGAGAAGUUUCUCUUCGACAGGAUGUAUCAGGAAACGCAUGCCGUUGUUCCAUUCAGGAGAAAAACCCUUACACUGCCUAGAGUGUAGUAAGAAGUACACUAGAUCAGAUCAGUUGAAAGAUCAUAUGGUUAUAUGCUCUGGUGUGAGACCUUACCAAUGCCCUGACUGUGAAAAACAAUGUCAGGAAGUAUCACAUGCUGUAGUAAAAAGUUCUGAUCCUAAUCACGUGUUAGUACAUUCUGGAGAGAAAUUGUAUCAAUACCCUUACCGUGAGAAGACUUGCACAGCAUCGGACCAUACUCAACAGCUGUACACACACACUGGAGAGACGCCUUACCGUUGUGCCGAUUGUAAUUCAUAUUUCGUCAAUGCGUUACAAUUUAAGAGACAUAAGCAAGAGCACACUGGAGAGAAGCCUCACCUCUGCUCCAAAUGUGAUCUUUGUUUCUUUAUCGAAGAGGAUUUAAAAGCACAUGAGACGAUUCACACAGAGAAGCUUCACCCCUGUUCUGACUGUGGGCAAACAUUUUCUACAGCGCGGUAUUUAACUAAACACAAGCGGAUACAUUUAGGGAUUAAGCCUUUCCGUUGCACGCAAUGUGAAAAAGGGUACACCAAUUCAGAUCAGCUAAAAGUUCAUACGAUGACGCAUACUGGGGAGCGACCGUACCAAUGUGGUCAAUGUAAGAAGAGCUUUAAAACCAAGCCCCAUCUUAAAUACCACCUGUUAAUUCAUGAGGUAGGGAUGUUUCACCACUGCCCCGACUGUGAUCAAAGGUUCUCCGCUGAGGAAACUUUAAAGGAACACAUGCAGGUACACAUGGGGGAGAAACCUUUCCACUGUCUGCAAUGUGAGAAGAGAUACAGUACUUCAGAUGGAUUGACAGAACAUACGAUGACUCAUACUGAUUCUGAUGGGUCACCAAGUACCAGAAAUGUAGGAGAACAAUGUCAGGAAAUGCAUGCCGUCGAAAAAAGUUUAAAUAUUAAUCCACGCCUGCAGGAACAUUCUGUAGAGAACCCUCACCCUCAUAUGUGUCCUCACUGUGAGAAAGGUUUCUCAAAACAAUCGUAUCUUAAAGAACACUUGCUUUUACAUGCUUGCGAGAUAACUUCUCGUACACUGGUAAGGUAUCCGACUUCCAGAAGAUUAAAAGAUCAUCAGGCAAACUCGCCUAUAGAAAGGCCUUGUAUUUGUUCUGACUGUGGAAAGAGCUUUGCUCAACUACGCAGUCUUACUAGGCACCGGCAAAUACACACUGGGGAAAAGCCUCACCAGUGCCCCAUCUGUGAGAAGAGUUUCUACAGGAAAUCUAAUCUUCAACAACACUUGGCAGUACAUGCUGGCAAGAAACCUUACCAGUGCUCUCAUUGUGAGAAGAGUUUUUCAAGACAAUUACAACUUAAGAUACAUAUGUACUCGCACACUGGCGAGCAAAUUUACCAUUGUGCCGAUUGUAAUUCAUAUUUCCUUUAUGCGUUACAAUUCAAGAGACAUAUGCAAGAGCACACUGGAGAGAAGCCUCACCUCUGCUCUGACUGUGGUCUAACCUUCCUUAUCGAAGAGGACUUAAAAGCACAUGAAAGGAUUCACAGAGGAGAGAAGCCUCAUCACUGCUCUGACUGUGGGCGAAAUUUCUCCUCGGCGGGAUGCUUAAAUCAACACAAGCUCUUACAUCUGGGACACAAAUCUUUCCAUUGUGAGCAAUGUGAUAAGAAGUUCUCAAGAUCAAUUCAGUUGAAAGUUCAUAUGUCAAGACAUACUGGAGAGAAACCAUAUCAAUGUUCUGAAUGUGAUAAAAGUUAUUGUCUUUCCAACCUCUUACAAAAACAUCGGAGUAUAACGCACAGGGGAGAAAAACCUUACCUUUGCUCUGACUGUGGAAAGUGUUUUGGUUACCGACACCAACUCAUAGUCCACCAGCGAAUGCACACUGGGGAAAAGCCUUUUGUCUGCUCUGAGUGUGGAAAACAGUAUUCCAAUACAUGUGGCUUGAAGAUACAUCAGCGAACACAUACUGGAGAGAAACCGUACCAGUGUCCCGACUGUGAUCAAUGUUUCAUCCGGGUAGAUUCCCUUAAACACCAUCAAUCAUCAACGCAUACAGGGAAGUGGCCUUUCAACUGCAUUAUUUGUGGAAAAGGUUUUUCGUCGAGCUGUGAGCUAAAAGGCCACAUGCGCAGUCAUAGUGGCGAUAAGCCUUAUCAAUGCCCUGUCUGUGAGAAGCGUUUCACGCUCGCGGGAACCUGUCGAAAGCACCAGAAAACUCACACCGUGAGAGAGAAACCUCACGCCUGUUCUGAAUGCGGAAAGAGUUUUGUAAAUGUACAAAGACUAAAGGUACACAAGAGAGUACAUACUGGUGAGAAGCCAUACCACUGCUCCGACUGUGGGAAGAACUUCACUCAAUUGACAAGCUUAAAUAGGCACAAGGUCAAACAACACAAAAGUAUAUAGAAAAAAAGCAGACUGAGUGGCGCAGUGGUCUAAGGUACUGCAGUGCUAGCUGUGCCACUAGAUAUUCUGGGUUCGAGUCCUGCCUCUGUCGCGACCGGGAGACCCGUUGGCCAAGCGUCGUCCGGGUUAGGGGAGUGUUUAGCCGGCAGGGAUAUCCUUGUACCAUCGUGCCCUAGCGACUCCUGUGGCGGGCCUGGCGCAGUGCAUGCUGACACGGUCGCCUGGUGUACGGUGUUUCCUCCGACACAUUGGUGCGGCUGACUUCUGUGUAACUUCUGGGUAAUGUGGGCGUUGUGUCAAGAAGCAGUGCGGCUCUCGACCUUCGCCUCUCCUGAGUCUGUACGGGAGUUGCAGCGAUGAGACAAGACUGUAACUAAUAAUUGGAUACAACAAAAAGGGGUAACAAAAAAUUGGGGGGAAACUGAACAUGGCCAAGGAAAGCAUCACUGCUGCUACCAUCCAGUUCCUUCAAAGUCCCGCUCCUUGACUUUUUACACAUUUUGUGUUAUAGCCUGAAAUUUUAAAAAAUGUAUUAAAUUGAGACUUUUUCACAC